CCUUUUCUUUAGGCACUUUUUUUUCACACUAGCUUUCAGACAUUGUAUAACGUCCUGCAGCUUAAUUAUGUGAAAUUUGGAAAUAAACAGACAAGUGUAACUACCCACGGCUACUCUAGGAAGUACAUUACACACCACUUGUUACAAAAUUGUGUAUAUUUGUGUGUAUGUUUUGAUGGCUUGAAACAUGAUUUUUGAAGAAUAUGUGGCUGCUGGGAAAAGGUGUGUGUGCAUGUGUGUGUCUAAAGAAUAAAAGCAAGAUCUUUUGUUUGUAUAGGCUAUUUAGAGGUAUAUGUUUGUUGAAGGGCCAUGUAGUUUGAGUGUGUGUGUGUGUGUUUCUGUCUGUCUGUCUAAGGGAGAAAGGGAAGUAAUACAAAAGUGUGUAUGUAUUUGUGUGCACACUGGCAUGUGUGAAUGAGAGAAAAAGGAAGAAAGAAGGGCACAGAGGGAAAGAGAAAGAAAGAAAAAAAAAGAAUGUGUGUGUGUGUGUGUGUGUGUGUGUGCGUGAGAGAGAAAGAAAGAGAGGCCGGCACAGUCAGUUCUGAUAACAGCAACAGUGGGAGGAGGAGGAUGAGCAGAGGCACCACCCCUUUCUCUCCCUCAGCUAUAAAUAAGAGGUGGGUUUUUUGCUCCACACUUCACUUGAAGGAUGAGAGCUUUGAAACACCUUAAACAUCACUCCAGGAGCAAUGUGGAGGAGCAGGCAGUUCCUCUGGUGCGCUGCUACAGUGAAGUGAUGGGAAAUGUGGUGGACACCGGCACACAGACUGAUCCAGUGGUGGUCCUGUCCCUGGCUCAAGCUGCUGUGCUGGGCCUCAUAUCUCAGAAUGAAAUCUUUGGCACCACCAUCGCCCCUAAUGGCUUUUACACUGGAGAGGCACGUGACUGCCCCCCUCCACCUCCAGAGGCAAUGGAGUAUGAGUAUUCAGACCAGUUGAUUGGCGCAAAUGGAGACUACCUACCUGAGCCCAAUGGAGAAAACAGGAGGCCACAUGGACUUUUGGGGGUGGAGAAAAAGCGUUCAGGACCUCGGGGAAAGGCCAAGAGGCACCAAAGUGAAAACGAUGAGGCAGUAGAAAUGGCUAAGAAAUCCACAGAUGUACAGACUUGGGUGAAAGGAGAGCGGCCUGAAUAUUCAAGCCCCUGUUACUACUCAAAUGUUCAUUGCAAUGACAGUGAGUCUGAAGUGUUGGACCUUGCCCCCCACAGACUGACGUUAAAGGAGGAGCAAAAUAAAGGCAGCCCUGAGCAUGCAAAGGAGUCAAACAACCAGCAGAGUGAUCCAGACUCAGACACAACUUCACAGGAUGCUAAUCACACACAGGAAAUAGAAGCAGCCAGCCAGCCUGAGGGAGGAGGCACCAAAGAAGAGGGGCCAGAUGAGCAAAGAGCACUGAAUCUUAAGACUCCUGACGAGGAAGUGAGUCCUGCAAUGAGAGGCUACUAUGAAUCUAGUGUUUUGACCUACGAAGCUGCUGAGCCAGAUCUGACACCAGCAGAGUAUGAUGAUGGUGGGCAGGUGGCGACAUGGGCAGAUGGUGAGAAUCCUGCAGCCCGCCGUGUGCAGAUUGACCGUCUGGACGUCAAUGUGCAAAUCGACGAGUCAUACUGUGUGGAUGUGGGUGAAGGCCUGAAGCGCUGGAAGUGCCGGAUGUGUGAGAAGUCAUACACAUCAAAGUACAAUUUGGUGACACACAUCCUGGGUCACAGUGGGGUCAAGCCACAUGAGUGCUUGCACUGUGGAAAACUGUUCAAGCAACCAAGCCACCUGCAGACACAUCUGCUUACACACCAAGGCACAAGGCCACAUAAGUGUACUGUGUGCAAGAAGGCCUUCACACAGACCAGCCACCUCAAGCGCCAUAUGCUGCAGCAUAGUGACAUCAAACCAUACAGCUGCCGCUUCUGCGGACGUGGGUUCGCCUACCCCAGCGAGUUGCGCACACAUGAGGCCAAGCACGAGAAUGGGCGGUGUCAUAUUUGCACACAAUGCACCAUGGAAUUCCCCACCUAUGCCCACCUCAGGCGGCACCAGGUCAGUCACCAGGGGCCUGCCGCCUUUCAGUGUAGUGAGUGCCACAAGAGCUUUGCCUACCGGAGCCAGCUGCAGAACCACCUAAUGAAGCACCAGAACACGCGGCCCCACAUUUGUUCUGAGUGUGGCUUAGAGUUUGUGCAAGUUCACCACCUGAAGCAGCACCUGCUCACACACAAGGUACUAGCACAGCAGGCCCUCAAACACAAGGGGAUGAAAGAGUACAAAUGUGACGUGUGUUCUCGUGAGUUCACCCUGUCAGCCAAUCUGAAGCGGCACAUGCUGAUCCAUACAAGUAUGCGACCUUUCCAGUGCCACAUCUGCUUUAAGACCUUCGUCCAGAAACAGACCCUCAAAACCCACAUGAUUGUCCACCUUCCCGUCAAACCCUUCAAAUGCAAGGUGUGUGGGAAGUCAUUUAAUAGAAUGUACAACCUACUUGGCCACAUGCACCUUCAUGCGGGUAGCAAGCCCUUCAAGUGCCCCUACUGCAGCAGCAAGUUCAACCUAAAGGGAAAUCUUAGCAGGCAUAUGAAGGUGAAGCAUGGCAUUCUAGAUGUCUUGCCAGAUGGGCAAGAUAGCCACCCUGAUAUGGAGGGCCAGGAGGACUUUGAGGAAGACAGCUUUGACUACAGUGAAAGAGAAAAUCUGGCUAGCAACAACACACAAGACCUGGCCAAACUUUCUGAGAUGGGCUAUUACAACUAUACGAAGGCUACUGCUUACUACGCCACAGCAUAAUGCACUGUGAGACACUCAAACUCACCAAUGGCCUGUUUUUGUAAGCCUCAAGGUUUUAACAUGGACUAAUGAUGAAAUGGCUGCCUGGUGGUUGUGCACUGGUAUUUUGAUUAAUCUAUAAGAGGAAAUCACUUAUAUGCCUCCAAAUCAUUAGAGCUUGUUAGGUUCCAUUUAAAAGCAAGUGUAAUGCUAUAUUUAGGUGUCACACAGUGGGUAAUAGGCUGAGGACAUCAGCUGUAUAUUCCUUGUGGAUAAUGAUCUAACACGAUACUCCACUUCAGAAAGAAUCUUUCAAAAAUAACAUUUCUGAGACUAAUUCAAAAUUGUCGUGCAGCAGUCUAUACAGAGGCACUUAAGAGACAACCCUCAACCCUCUGGAAAUAUCCCUGACAUGUAAUGUUAAACCAUCAAAGCUUAUACAAAAACAUUAAAGAUAAGGUAGAAUAAUAAAUUGGAUUUAACAUAACAUAAUAAAGUGAUGAACAAAAUGGUUUAGGAAAAUCUUUACCAUCAUAAAAAUGGUAGGAUCUGGUUAACUAGCUUGUUCACUUCUAGUAAAUCAUUUGUCACAUGUAAACCCAAAUGGGAUUUUAAGAGGAGGCUUGAUGUCCACCUAAUUAUUUAACAACAGCCAAACCUGUCAAAAUAAACUAGAAUUAUCAAUACUAUUUUGUUCAGUAUUAUCAUUAGCUAAAUUAGCUAGCCAUUUUAGCAUAUAGAUUACGUGUCUAAAAGUUUCUAGGUACUGGUACCACAUCAUUCUUAAAUAUUGGAUGUGAUGAGUCCAAAGAAAUGGGGCGUAUUUAGUGGCAUUGCUAACUGAUACACAAUGCUCCAUGGUUCAGAUUUUUAGGGAAUUUCUGAUUUCUGAACAUAUGUGGUGUUGAAAAAAAUUCUCAAUUUAUAUAAACAGAAUCAGGAGAAAGAUGAGUUACUUAAAAAUGUUUUCAGGGUAGGGGUGUGCGAUAUGACAAAAAUGUCACAUCACGAUUAUGUCUACAAUACACAAUAUGCAUCACGAUGUGGGUUUGCUCACAAACUGCCAGCAAUACAGUAGUGUUGCAUUAAAAAUGGUCAUAAUUUUUUUUAUUUAUUUUAUUAAUUUUUGUAUUAUUUCAUUUUUUUGUUUUCAUUUUAAUAAUAUUUAACACUCAAAUAGAAACCAUUUAAAACUCUAUAGCACUCCCAAGUGGUGCAAUAGAAGCGUGUUUACCCUGUCAGCUGGAGAUUGAGAGUUCGAAUCCUGACGAUGCCACAGCCAUCCUUGGCCGGGAGAGCAAAACUGGCCAUGCUCAGAGAGGAAGGGGUGGCAUUCUCUCUCUCUCUCUCCCCUAUCAAUCACAGUGACACUAGCCAAACAGUUUUAACAGAUGUGGUCAGCUGGCUUCAUGUGCCUCGGAGCACAUGUGCCUUAGAGCAACUUUAAUGAACUUAACAUUUUACAAUUUUAAAGAUGAAGUACAAAAUUUUACACGCAUCAGCUGUAUUCAUCAGUUUGUAAUUAUUUAAAAAUAUAUAUUUUUAAAAGAUUUAUAAAAAAGAUCACAAUAUCACAGAAAAGUGUAUUGUGGCAUAAUUUAUCACAGUAUGGAUAUUAUAUUGUCAUUUCUCCCAAGGGAUUUACUGCCAUUGUAACUUAUUUACUAUAAAAACACAUUGGUAAUCUGUAGCUGAGUAGCAACCUGUCUUUCGUGUUAGGAGCUACUACCAAAAGCAGACAAGGUGCAAAAUCUUGUUUGUUUGGCUUCUAACUGUGUGGUACAACUUGAUUUAUGAUGUCAUAAAUGAAGAACAUAAAACUUUUGACGAGUCAGUUGACCAUAUGUGAGGAACACUUGACUGUAAACUGCCAUCCAGGUCCCAUUCCAGACACAGUUUAGUAUCAUACCUUUAUGGCAUAUUUGAGCCAUUUUUAUUUUGUGCAAUGUUAUUUUCGUGGGACGCUCAUCAACAUACUUUUCAUGUUCCAUAUUUGGAAAGCACUGUACAACUUUUAGUCUGGAAUUAUAUAUGGGGUGAAAAAAUGGUAGCUAAUCCCAGAUUACAUGGUUCUUACCGCAUUUGUUCAUCUGACCAUACAAGGGAACGUUAAGAGGCCCAGGAAAAACAUCAAACCAUUAUUCCUAAGGCUACCUUUGGUUUCUAGGGCUGAAUGUGAAGACCAUGCCCCAAAGAACUUUAUUAUAACUAUAUUAACUGUCCCUGUACAACACUGUGUGCCAUCCACCUUUCCCAUAUGAAGCUCUACAGUGAUAAAUUACAGUCUGCAGACGUGUGGCAGGACCAUAGAUGCAAGACAGAAUGAUUGUAAAGUUAAGCAGGAACAGAAUAAUUUUGCAGAAUAAUUUUCUCAUUUACACCCAUUGAACAGCCACCUGGACAAUGCUACAUGUUAAUACAGCACAAAAUAGUCCAGAAUGGACAUUUCUACUGUUUUAAAUGGUGUCCUUAAGGCUUGAGGUUUCCUGUCAUGCUAAGCAGGGCAAGUCUUGUUUAAGUUUUGUAUAAGCUUUGAUUUUGUUUGCACAUCAUUGUGAAUAUGCUGUUGAUAAAGUUCUAUGUUAAAUGUUGUGCUCUGGACAACACUGUAUAUUAAUAAAUUUACCUUUAAAACUG
Pangasianodon hypophthalmus (striped catfish) is the source of this 5392-nucleotide messenger RNA. It is a transcript of the gene znf710a, whose product is annotated as zinc finger protein 710a. The coding region runs from base 650 to 2776 and encodes 708 amino acids. NCBI's taxonomy places the organism in Eukaryota, Metazoa, Chordata, Actinopteri, Siluriformes, Pangasiidae. Gene Ontology annotation, biological process: regulation of immune system process; regulation of cytokine production; negative regulation of transcription by RNA polymerase II. Gene Ontology annotation, cellular component: nucleus. The transcript is spliced from 5 exons. The record is from RefSeq and is a predicted model, not a curated record.